Choloepus didactylus (southern two-toed sloth) is the source of this 1869-nucleotide messenger RNA. RefSeq names its product TGF-beta activated kinase 1 (MAP3K7) binding protein 1 (gene TAB1). The transcript is spliced from 9 exons. Gene Ontology annotation, biological process: protein dephosphorylation. Gene Ontology annotation, cellular component: cytosol. The record is from RefSeq and is a predicted model, not a curated record. The coding region runs from base 453 to 1679 and encodes 408 amino acids. Lineage: Eukaryota; Metazoa; Chordata; Mammalia; Pilosa; Megalonychidae. Gene Ontology annotation, molecular function: protein serine/threonine phosphatase activity.
GGCCCCACCAGCUCCUUUACUCCCACAGUGGGCCAGUGUUGGGAACAGCUCCCAGAGGCAGGGGCUCCCCAAUUCCCAGGAUCCCAGGACAGGGUGGCAAGUAGCAGCCCUUCCCCACGACUGGCGGGGUUGGCUCUGGAGGAGAUGCUCCCGUGGAAGGGGGAGUUUAGGGAUGUGACCUUGGACAGAGGAGCACAGUUGGAGGGAGGCUAAGCACCAGACAGACGGAGGUGAUUGAGAACGUUCCCUUCCUUCUGGGGUGGUUGCCGAAAGCAUCCCUGGGCCUUGGGGAAAAGGCCUUGUCUCCCCCAUCUGGUUGGCUGUGCCCUUGUGUUCCAGUUCUGCAUUUCCGCUGGUUGCUUUGGUCUUUUCCCUCCUGGUGUCUCCUUUUAGAAGCACGUCUGGAGACUCUUAGUUUUAGGUGAGGAGGAUGAUUCACGUUCCUCGGAAACAUGUUCCCGGACUCUCUCCUGCCCCAGCACCCAAAGGCCUUUGAUGUGGUGGAAAGGAGCUUCCUGGAGUCCAUCGAUGAUGCAUUGGCUGAGAAGGCAAACCUCCAGGCCCAGCUGCCAGAGGGUAUCCCUCAGCACCAGCUGCCUCCUCAGUAUCAGAAGAUCCUUGAGAGACUCAAAGCUGUGGAGAGGGAGAUUUCAGGAGGAGCCAUGGCCGUGGUGGCAGUCCUUCUCAACAACAAGCUCUACGUCGCCAAUGUCGGUACAAACCGGGCUCUUUUAUGCAAGUCCACGGUGGACGGAUUACAGGUGACGCAGCUGAACGUGGACCACACCACAGAGAACGAGGACGAGCUCUUCCGCCUGUCGCAGCUGGGUUUGGAUGCCGGAAAGAUCAAGCAAGUGGGGGUCAUCUGUGGUCAGGAGAGCACCAGGCGCAUCGGGGAUUACAAGGUCAAAUACGGCUACACUGACAUUGAACUGCUCAGUGCUGCCAAGUCCAAACCGAUCAUUGCGGAGCCAGAAAUCCACGGUGGGCAUCCACUGGAUGGGGUCACUGGCUUCCUUGUGCUGAUGUCCGAGGGGCUGUACAAGGCCCUGGAGGCAGCCCAUGGGCCCGGGCAGGCCAAUCAGGAAAUUGCCGCGAUGAUUGACACUGAGUUUGCCAAGCAGACCUCCCUGGACUCGGUGGCCCAGGCUGUCGUGGACCGGGUGAGGCGUAUCCACGGAGACACCUUUGCCAGUGGUGGGGAGCGUGCCAAGUUCUGCCCACGGCACGAGGACAUGACCCUGCUGGUGAGGAACUUUGGCUACCCACUGGGUGAAAUGAGCCAGCCCGCAUUGGCCCCAGCCCCAGCUGCAGGAGGCCGUGUCUACCCUGUGUCCGUGCCCUACUCGAGUGCCCAGAACACCAGCAAGACCAGCGUGACUCUGUCGCUCGUCAUGCCCUCCCAGGGCCCGAUGGUCAACGGAGCCCACGGCGCCUCCACCUUGGACGAGGCCACGCCCACCCUCACCAACCAGAGCCCGACCGUGACCCUGCAGUCCACCAACACACACACCCAGAGCAGCAGCUCCAGCUCGGACGGGGGCCUCUUCCGCUCGCGGCCGGCCCACUCCCUCCCGCCAGGCGAGGAUGGCCGGGUCGAGCCCUACGUGGACUUCGCAGAGUUUUACCGCCUCUGGAGUGUGGACCAUGGCGAGCAGAGUGUGAUGACAGCUCCGUAGCCCCGGCCGGGCAGUGCAGCCUUCCCAGGGCCAGCCCGAGCAGGGCCUUGCAUGGGGAUGAGGGGACAAGGGGCCCAGCUCGGGGCAGGUGGGGCUUUUUGUCUUUUCCUGAUAGUAGAGCCUACAGGCCUUGGCCUGCACCAAACUGUUGUCCUGAGGCUCUGGGUGCUGAAGAGAAUAUUCUCCCAAG